Molecule: messenger RNA, 1239 nt
Organism: Penicillium odoratum
Lineage: Eukaryota; Fungi; Ascomycota; Eurotiomycetes; Eurotiales; Aspergillaceae
Product: C-3 sterol dehydrogenase/C-4 decarboxylase
Exons: 2
Coding region: 1-1239 (412 amino acids)
Biological process (GO): steroid biosynthetic process
Molecular function (GO): 3-beta-hydroxy-Delta5-steroid dehydrogenase (NAD+) activity
Source: RefSeq, a predicted model, not a curated record
AUGUCUGCAAAGAGCCGCAAUUUGGAAUUAGGCAACGUCCUCGUGGUCGGCGGCUGCGGCUUCCUGGGGUGGCACAUCGUCGAUCACCUCCUGAACUUCCCCUCCGAAACAGACCCUAGUGUCGCACUGCCUAAGGUCACUGGUGACGCGCGCUUCGAGGUGCCAACACUCGGCUCCCGAUUCCCGAACUACAAGGCCAAUGUUUCGGUCGUUGAUCUGCGCACCACACACAAUCGCCUCCCCGGCGCGACCUACUACGAUGGCGACAUCACCUCCGUUGAGUCCAUGCUGGAGGUUUUCCGCGCCGCGAAGCCGGACGUUGUGAUCCACACUGCAACCCCGUCAGUUCUCGAUGGAAACAAGCCCCUGCUGUACAAGGUCAAUGUGGAGGGAACCAAGACUCUGGUUGAGGUUGCUGGUGGUGAGCACGGAGAUUGGGGUGGCAAGUGUAAGGCUUUCGUGUACACCAGCUCUAGCUCCGUGGUGCACGAUACCCAGAGCGACUUGAUCAAUGUCAACGAGGAGUGGCCUCUGAUCCGCGGCCCACGCCAAAAAGAGUACUACUCCGAGACCAAGGCCGAUGCCGAAGAACUCGUCCUCAAGUAUAACCGCAAAUCUCCCACCGGAAUGGUCACUGCUGCGAUCCGCCCCGCUGGUAUCCUGGGCGAGAAGGACACAACAGUCACCCACAAGAUCCUCGAGCACGGUGCUAAGGCCUCCUCUACCGUGCUGAAGAUGCAGCUCGGCGACAAUGAUAAUCUGUUCGACUUUACCUACGUCGGCAACAUCGCCUAUGCACACAUGCUAGCUGCGCACCGCCUGUUGGCUUCCUAUACCCGCUACGAGUCCGGUCAGGGCGGGCCCCUGGACCAUGAGCGUGUUGAUGGCGAGGCGUUCAACAUUACCAAUGACUCGCCUAUUUACUUCUGGGAUGCGACACGCGCUAUGUGGGCACUUAUCGACCGGAUCGUCGAGCCUAAUGAGGUUUGGGCUUUGCCCGAGGGUCUCUUGGGUACGAUUGGUGGUAUUGCGGAGACUGUUAUGGGAUUGUUUGGAAAAACUCCCCGGUUGACGCAGCGCAUGGUGCGAUACUCAUGUAUGACACGGUACUACUCUAUUGAGAAGGCCAAGUACCGUCUUGCUUAUCUGCCUGUCAUCCCUGUUGAUGAGGGUAUCACCCGUGCUGUGGGGUAUGUGAUUCAGAAACAGCGCGAUGAGGAGGGAAAGAAGGCUCUGUAA